Salvia splendens (bonfire salvia) is the source of this 3145-nucleotide messenger RNA. RefSeq lists its product as uncharacterized. NCBI's taxonomy places the organism in Eukaryota, Viridiplantae, Streptophyta, Magnoliopsida, Lamiales, Lamiaceae. Bases 1739 to 2710 code for a protein of 323 amino acids. The transcript is spliced from 2 exons. The record is from RefSeq and is a predicted model, not a curated record.
GAGACUGACAGCUCAGAAAACAAAAUGCGUUUGAUCCAUCACUUUGCAAUUCACACCAUUUUGUGAGGGCCCUGGUUGCAAUCACAAAUUAUCAUCAUAAAUGCAAUGAGGAGGUGGAGAGGAAUAAGCCACGUCGACAAGUGAGUGUAAUUGUCUAAUAUGAGCUGGCGGGAUUGAGCUGACUCAGUGAGAGGGUGCAGCUAUAAAUAGGGCAAAGGGCAGUAGUUAGGAGUCAUGAAAAUUGUGUGUUGUGUGCGCUGAGCGCUUGGGCUAGGAUCGUAGAUCCGAUGCAUUUACCUUGUUUUGGUAUGCUCUUUGAUUGUGGUGUGAAGUGUGGGAGAAGUGUUGCAUUUCCAGCUGACAUUGAGCUGAAAUCGCAACAAGUGGUAUCAGAGCUGUUCAUCCUCGGACAUAAUGGCGGCGCGAGCUACGGAGGUGAAAUCGUAGGGCGAUGGAGGCUGAGAGGCGAAUUGGGGAAAGGUUGAUUGAGCUGGUCCAACGGCAGGAGAAUAUCAAUGCUCGAUGUGACGAGAUGUUGAAGGCAAUCACGGCUAUUAAAGAUCGAUUAUAGGGGAGCAGUGGGGCAACUGCCAUGGUAGAUGUUGAAUCCAACCGUGAAUCACUUGUGGAAGAAGAUGAUCCGAUUGUUCAAUUGCGGAGUCUAAAACAUGUAUCACAUGUUCGAAGUUAUAUCGACUACAUUAAACUCUAAGGUUGGUAUACAAGAGGAUCAAGCAUUGAGUUUAUUUUUGUCGGGGUUAGUAGAUGAAAUACGGGUACCGGUUUGUUUGUUUAAACCAUAAACAUUAGAUGAGGCUUAUGCCCUAUCUAAGCUUCAAGAGCUUACAUUAACUGGUGUAUUUUGGUGUGACUGCGAGGAGAGUAAUCCUCGGAGAAAUGAGAAAUUGGAUGUGAACUCUAAGGUCGAAGGACUUAAUUAUGAGUUUGAUGAGUCCAGCGAGUUUGCAGAUACAAUGGAGACUGAUAAGGAAGUUUCUGAAGGGGUUUCAAGUGGUUCGGAUGAGGGUGGUGAUGGCCUUGUCGAUUUUGGCAAUUCUUUGAAUUUUUUCUUGCAUUGUUUUGUUGACGUGAAGGCUGGGAAGAGGCUCAAUCAUGACAAGAUGAAGGAAACUGAAUUAGGGCAAUAUGUUGCUGAUUUGUCAGAGUAUAAUACCUUUUCACAAGAAAAUAAACUCAAGGAAGCUGAAUGUGUGCCAAGUGUUCGACAAAUUGCCACAGUGAAGGAUAUUGCUGUCACUUUGAAUGUGGUGAGUAAUUUGACGAGGCGGCCAGUUCGCUUUCCUAAACCCUUGGUGAAGAUGAAGUUCAUGGUUCAACAUGAUGAAGAGAUGGGUGGUGAGGACAACGCGCAAUGGGUAUCGAUUAAGGCAGGGGAGGACCGAAUUUAUGUGGUAAUCUUGAAGGAGUUAGGUUGGUCAUGUGAUGGAGAUUAUGGUGCUUAUGCUCUCUCUAAUCUUCAAGAGCUUACAGUGACCGGUGUUCUAGGCUGUGAUCGUGAUACACAAAGUAGUUUUGUGAGAAUGGAAGAAUGGGAAAAUGAUAUAUAUGAAAUGAAUUAGGAAUUGCUAAGGAUAGUGUUGAUGAUCUAACUGUCCACUGGAAGACAUUGCCAAAUUUGAGAGAUGAUUAUAGGGAGUUGGUGCAAUUUGGGCAGAGAAUUGGUGGAUUUUUCACAAGUAGUGUGUAUGGAAAGUCUGGGACUCCACAAGUCCGAGAUAUGUCAAUUUGUUUUGAUGUCGGGAGGUUUUUGAAGGUGACAUGGGAACUCGUUACAGAUGAAAGGGUGGAUACUUUCAAGUUUGCGGAUGACAUGAGCAAGGCUUAUCUCUUGAGUUUAUGCGAUGAUAGCAACAACAAACAGUGGCUGGAUGGAAGCUGCAAAGAAUGCCCUGUGACUGUCUCUAAGGUUGAGGAUGUUGUUGUUGUGGCUGCAACAGUUGUAGAGGGAAAGGAGAUUGUUGUUAUGGUUGUUGUUCGGGUUGGAAUAGCGAGGGUUGUUAAGGAGACUCGAAUAGUGAUUAUUGCCGUGGCGGAUGAGAAAACUGCUCGAAAUGGUACCAUACAUUGGUUGUAUUAUGUUCCUAUACCUACUAUAAGGAUGAAACUUUUGCAAAUUAUAGCUAAUAGGGUCUUCGACGGUGGUGGCAUGGAUGGACCAUUCAUAUGUGUGAUUUACAUGGGGAUCUUUUGUUAUAUGCUACUCCACACUCCAAAUGUAGCUUGUAUAAGUUCGCAAUCGUGCAACGAUGCAACAUGGCAUCGGCUGGUGCUUCGGAGGAAUUCACAGACAAGAUCAGCACUCGAUGUUCAUUGUUCCUUGAGGACAAGGAAUUUUAUGGGGGGAGUAUUGGUAGCAACUAACUGGAAGAUGCAUUGGGAAUCUUAUGGGGAGAGUAUGGCUGUGGAGGGGGAGCCGAUUAUGCCUGUGAAGGAUGCUCUUGUAAUUUAUGAAAAGGAGUUUGGCAAUUCUAGGAAUUUUUUAUUGCAAUUUGGUGUUGAUGCAAGGGCUGGGGAGAGGCUAUAUCAUGGCAAGGUGAAUGGAAUUGAAUAUGUGCAGUACAUUGUUGCAUUUUCAUAUUACAUAACUUGUUCACAAGCAAAGGAGCUGACUGCCAUUUUGAGUGUGAUAAGGAAUUUGAACCGGUUUUCAGUUAGAUUUCCUAAGCCAAUGGUGAAGAUGAAGUUAUAAUUAUUUUCGUUAUGGGAGUUGUUGAGAGAAGCCGAUAUGUUGGGGGUUUUGAAGAGAAAAGUUGUCUGCCAAGGUGCUCAUGCUUGGAGUUUGGAGCAAGGACUUCUAGUGAUGGAGUUGAUGACAUUCAACUUCUCAAUGCUGGCCAUUGAUCACUUUAGUUAUUCUGCUGAUGAGAUUAAGCACUGGGACUUGUCUCUGUAUUCCUUGAGGACAAGGAAUCUUAAGGGGAUGGAUAGUUGCAAUCACAAAUUAUCAUCAUAAAUGCAAUGAGCAAGCUGAGGUGGAGAGGAAUAAGCCACGUCGACAAGUGAGUGUAAUUGUCUAAUAUGAGCUGACUCAGUGAGAGUGUGCAGCUAUAAAUAGCUUGGGCUAGGAUCGUAGAUCCGAUGCAUUUACCUUGGUUACUUCUUCUAUCUUAUUUAUCGUUAUCAA